GUACGAAAUGCAUAAAGUUGGUUUAUUAACAUUGCUGCUGGGAUUGGGACUGCUGCUCUGCGUUGAUGCUGAAGGCGGCGCUACUGAGCUUGGCAGCAAUCGCAGUCAUAGCGUUGCUUGGGGCGCACGCAUAUUCCGGGAUACGCAUCUGGAGCGUGUUAUCAUCACGCAAAAGUCCAAAUGGCUGCGUGUCGUCACACGUGACUAUCACUUUCAGCAAAAGUCUUUGCAGCAACUGACACGUCGCAUUACUCAAAUUGUCAUUACCGAUCAGGUGGGCGACGGCAAGGGCGGAUAUGCCAGCUUAGUCGAGGGUGGACCACAAAAUACUUUUGCCAAAAUUCAUUUCAAGAGCCAACGUGGACUCAGCUUUAGCUUUAUUGUCGAUAUCUAUGGCAUUUAAUAAACAAUUUAUACUUAAAUGAGCUCAAUUGAGUUCUCACACCAAUUGUUUGUCAUAGU
Messenger RNA from Drosophila busckii, 462 nucleotides. Its product is annotated as probable salivary secreted peptide. The transcript is spliced from 2 exons. Lineage: Eukaryota; Metazoa; Arthropoda; Insecta; Diptera; Drosophilidae. The record is from RefSeq and is a predicted model, not a curated record. The coding region runs from base 8 to 403 and encodes 131 amino acids.